CCCUUAAUUGGAUGUCUGUAUACCCUGCGUGGCUUUCAGCUUCUAAGAACAGUCGGUAUCCCUAGGAGGCAGACUCAGGAGGGCUGAAGGGGUGAGCAAGGAGGACAGCUGAGAACUUGACCUGUGGCUGCAGCGCCCGCGCCAGCACCAGGUUAUCAUGGCAUCUGAAUCCACCAUGAUCGCCCCCAUUUGUCUAGUGGAAAACCAGAAAGAGCAGAUGACGGUGAAUCCAAGAGCAUUACAGAUUCUGAACAAGAUUUCUCAGCCUGUGGUAGUGGUGGCCAUUGUAGGGCUAUAUCGUACAGGAAAAUCCUAUCUCAUGAAUCGUCUUGCAGCACGAAGACAAGGCUUCCCUCUGGGCUCCACAGUGAGGUCUGAAACCAAAGGUAUCUGGAUGUGGUGUGUGCCCCAUCCCUCCAAGCUGGACCACACCCUAGUCCUUCUAGACACCGAGGGCUUGGGUGAUGUGGAAAAGGGUGAUCCUAAGAAUGACUGCUGGAUCUUCGCCCUGGCUGUGCUUCUGAGCAGCACCUUUGUCUACAACAGCAUGAACACCAUCAACCACCAGGCCCUGGAGCAGCUGCACUACGUGACUGAACUAACAGAGCUAAUCAGGGCAAAAUCCUGCCCGGCACCUGACGAAGUAGAGAAUGCCACCGAAUUUGUGAGUUUUUUUCCAGACUUUGUUUGGACUGUACGGGAUUUCACCUUGGAGCUGAAGUUAAAUGAACAUCCCAUCACAGAAGAUGAGUACCUAGAGAAUGCCUUGAAGCUGAUUCCAGGCAAGAAUCCCCGAAUCCACAAUUCCAACAUGCCUAGAGAGUGUAUCAGGCGUUUCUUUCCAAAACGGAAGUGCUUUGUCUUUGACCGGCCUACAAGUAACACAAAAAAUUUAUGCCAUAUCGAGGAAGUGCCAGAAGACCAACUGGAAAGGAAUUUCCGGGUGCAAUCAGAAAAUUUCUGUUCUUACAUCUUCACCCAUGCAAAGACCAAGACCCUCAGAGAGGGAAUCAUUGUCACCGGGAACCGGCUGGGGACCCUGGUGGUGACCUACGUGGAUGCCAUCAACAGUGGAGCAGUGCCUUGUGUGGAGAAUGCAGUGACUACUCUGGCCCAGUGUGAGAACUCGGCCGCUGUGCAGAGGGCAGCCGACCACUACAGCCAGCACAUGGCCCAGCGAGUGAGGCUCCCCAUGGACACGCUCCAGGAGCUGCUGGACGUGCACGCGGCCUGUGAGAGGGAAGCCAUUGCAGCCUUCAUGGAGCACUCCUUCAGGGACGAUGAGCGGGAGUUCCACAAACAGCUCGUGGUAACCAUAGAGAAAAAGAAGGAAGAAUUCUUGCUGCGGAAUGAAGAGGCAUCUCUCAAAUAUUGCCAGGCCGAACUUAAACGUCUUUCAGAGUCCCUGAUGGGAAGCAUUUCCAGAGGAACUUUCUCUGUUCCUGGAGGGCACAAGCUCUACUUAGAAGCAAAGAAAAAGGUUGAACUGGACUAUGAGCUAGUGCCCAGGAAAGGAGUUAAGGCAAACGAGGUCCUCCAGAGCUUCCUGCAGUCACAGGCAGUUACAGAGGAAUCCAUCCUGCAGUCAGACAAAGCCCUCACUGCUGGAGAGAAGGCCAUAGCGGCGGAGAGGGCCAUGAAGGAGGCAGCUGAGAAGGAAAUGUUGGUGCAAAGACAGAAACAGAAGGAGCAGCAGCAAAUGAUGGAGGCUCAAGAGAGAAGCUUCCGAGAAAACAUAGCCCAACUUACAGAAAAGAUGGAGCGGGAAAGGGAAAAUCUUUUAAGAGAGCAUGAAAAGAUGCUGGAGCACAAGCUGAAGGUCCAAGAAGAACUGCUUAAGGAAGGAUUUAAAAAGCAAUCUGAAGAGUUAAGUAAUGAGAUCAAUCGACUACAAGAAAAGAUUGAAAGAGCUAACAAUGCAAGACCCUCGGUGAUUUCACAGAUCCUUGACACGGCUGCCAAUAUGUUCCUUGCAGUCUUACCUGUACCUGCUAAGCUAGUUGGUGCAGGGAUGAAAUAUCUCAGCUCACAUAUUAGAUAGGCUGAGUAUUCCUGGUAAGCAAAUUAUAAAAUAAAGUUUCUUUUGUUUUA
Messenger RNA from Propithecus coquereli (Coquerel's sifaka), 2091 nucleotides. RefSeq names its product guanylate-binding protein 4-like. The transcript has 11 exons. Gene Ontology annotation, molecular function: GTP binding; GTPase activity. Bases 158 to 2041 code for a protein of 627 amino acids. NCBI's taxonomy places the organism in Eukaryota, Metazoa, Chordata, Mammalia, Primates, Indriidae. The record is from RefSeq and is a predicted model, not a curated record. Gene Ontology annotation, biological process: defense response to Gram-positive bacterium; defense response to protozoan.